This is a messenger RNA of Grosmannia clavigera kw1407, 2835 nucleotides long. Its product is annotated as psp1 domain containing protein. Gene Ontology annotation, cellular component: cytoplasm. Lineage: Eukaryota; Fungi; Ascomycota; Sordariomycetes; Ophiostomatales; Ophiostomataceae. The coding region runs from base 1 to 2835 and encodes 944 amino acids. The record is from RefSeq and is a predicted model, not a curated record. The transcript is spliced from 2 exons.
AUGAGUGCCAGCAUUAAACCCGGUCCACCAACCAAACUUGGCCAAGGUGGCCUCCCCACCGCGCCCAGCAAUCAAGCCAUCCUGCUGGACAAGUUGAACCGACGGUCGACGCCUGACUCUGAAGCUCUGGCCAGCUCAGAUGACGAGGGUGAAACACAUCGCACAGAACCCCUCUUUCCAGUCCCCUCCAACCAGCCGCCCAGACCGGCAGUCAGACGUGCCUCGUGGCUGAACGACACCAGUCAAGCCAGCGUGCGCCCACGGAACGAAUCGUUUGCAAGCGCCUCCAUGUCGCCCACCACGCCGCACCCCAUCACGCCGUCUACGGACGCCGGCGCUGUUGCUGCCGCCUGGAACGCACACCCCACCGCGCCCGCGAACGUGCUCAACCGCGCACACACCUCAUCGGCUUCCUUUGCGUGGGGCACCGGCAUCUGGAAUACUGAUAUGAAGGAUCCGCUGUCUAGGUUGUCCGAGGUGCUUCCCUCUCCCACGUCCGUCAUGCCGCCCGGAUCUGGUGGCAGCUCUUCUUUCUUCAGUUCGGACACCAUGCCCACGCAGACCUCUCCGGUGCCGAGAGGGCACGGUGUCGGGACCACGUCGCAAAUCCCUUUUGCCAUCCCCCUGCACCCGACUCCGAAGACAUACCGAUCACAGUCGUACUCGGUCGGCCAGCUCGAUGCCGAGACCGCCAUGGCGGCCGCAGCCGCCCAGCCUUUGGCCAUCCCACCCGCCUCCUUGGCUAACUCUCGGGUACGACCGAUGACACAUGCGGGCCUUCACCACCGACCGUCGCGGCCUAGCAUGCUCAGUGAGAUGUCGAGCGAGGGAGGAAUGCUCGGCAAGGUCAAGGAGGUCGAUGACGAUGACGACGAAAGCACAAACGACUCUUCACAAGGCAGCCAGCAGCUGUCGGCCGAGGCUAAGACGAUCGAGAUGCUGGCUCGCGAGAAUGCCAUCCUGCGCCAGCAAGCGAACCAGCAGUACCACAACGCUCGCAUCCGGCCCCGCGCGUCUACUGCUGCUGCCUAUGGCAUCGGGAAUGGAUACGGUUUCCAGGAGCCGGUACCAGAAGAAUCCGACUAUGCUGUCGACGAGCUGGACGAAGCCUUGGACGGUGAGAUUGCUGCCGCUACCAAGAGGGCGGCCAUGCGGAGGAUGAGCGAGUACGGCGCCACUGGGCCAUUCCGGUCGCCUUUUGCCCUCGAAAACCGGAAGCUGGAGAACGUGAAAAAGGCGUUUUGGCAAAGCUCUCCUGGCUUCCCUGACAACUCCCCCAGCCGCCGGCACUCUUUUGCCGAUAUUCCGACGAGACAGGCAUCCAUCAGCUCCAUCAGCGAGGUCGUCCUCGCCCACGAGGCGAGCGCGCAGGAGGCGCAGAACGUCGGCCCCGACUUCGGCUCGUCCUUUACUGACGCCCAUCUGUUCCCUUCAAAUCAGUCAGCCGCCCAGUCACUAUAUACGGGCGGACCAGGCGCCACGUUGAUGGGUGCUCAGCAAGCCGCUCUCCAGCAUCAGCAGCCUUCGCCACUGAGUGCCGCAUAUGGCGCGAGCUCCUAUCCGUCUCCGUACGGCCUGCAUGCGCCAGCAUUCUCUGUCCGUCCGACGUCACCGCAGCGAGGCAUGUACGCAAUGACACAGCCAAAUCGCUCGACACCGCUUCACAUCGUCCUGUUCAAGUGUGCCCGGGCCGAUGUGUUCUACAUCCAGGAAGGCACGGGACUCACAGUCAAGCCUGGUGAUCUUGUGAUCGUGGAGGCGGAUCGUGGCACAGACCUGGGAACAGUCGCAGUGGAUAGUGUCGAUUGGGUUGAAGCCCGGCGUAUGAAGGAGCACUAUGCCGAGGAGCAGUACAAGUGGCUCAUGAUGUACUCGCAGAAUGCAGCUGCUGCGCAGGACGGUGUUGGUGCUGGUCUCAUGGCCUCGGCAACGGGACUUCAGGGGAGUGCUGUUGGAGGUAUGGGCCCUCCGGGCCAACACCACAUGCAAGAGCCGAAUGCCGGCGAGCUCAAGCCGAAGCUGAUCAAACGCCUUGCUCAAAACCACGAGAUCCACGCCUUGCGCGAUAAGGAGGGUAACGAGGCCAAGGCGAAGCGUGUCUGCAUGCAGAAAGUGAAGGAGCAUGGCCUCAACAUGGAGAUCCUCGACGCGGAAUUUCAGAUGGACUGGAAGAAGCUCACCUUUUACUACUUUGCCGAUGCGUACAUCAACUUCAACUCGCUUGUCACCGACCUGUUCAAGAUCUACAAGACGCGAAUUUGGAUGUCUGCUAUCAACCCGGCCUCCUUUGCGAGCCAGCCGCUCGGUCUGCAGGCCCCCAGUGGCAUUGGACCGGGGGCUGUCGGCGUGAGACGGAGCUCGACGUCUAACCGCCAACAGGUACAACAUGGGGAACACCAACAGCAGCUCCAAGCACAACAGCAGCAGCAGCAGCAGCAGCAGCAGCAAUCGGUGUCUCCAUAUCCCACCUCCAACCUUGGUGGACGCGGAUAUCCUGGAACUAUCAGCCCGCAGCCUCCUCUGACAGCGUCUGCAGCCAAUGCCACCGUCGGUGUGAUCGGAAGCUAUCCAUCCCCAUUGCAGUAUAACCCCUAUGCUACCUUUGGGAGCAUUCCACGUGUGCCCGUUAUUGGCUACGGCCAGGGCGGCAUACCGACCGGUGCAGACGGCUACUCGAUCGCCUACGCUUCUGCAGCCGACUACCAGACGAUGCGCGGUGGUCGUUUCCCUGCCAAUCAAACCGAAGCUGCCCAGCAUGGACAGGGUCUAUCGCCAAUUGGUGUUUCCGGAGACUGGGCCGGAUCCUUUCAAGGCCUCUCUCUCAACAGCCGUUAA